This is a messenger RNA of Drosophila sulfurigaster albostrigata, 1852 nucleotides long. Its product is annotated as probable RNA-binding protein CG14230. Gene Ontology annotation, molecular function: RNA binding. The transcript has 4 exons. NCBI's taxonomy places the organism in Eukaryota, Metazoa, Arthropoda, Insecta, Diptera, Drosophilidae. The record is from RefSeq and is a predicted model, not a curated record. The coding region runs from base 78 to 1838 and encodes 586 amino acids.
UACCGCCCAGCUGAGUGCUGUGAAUUGUGUGAUACACGUGCGAUCAUUUCGCUGGCAAGUUAAGUGCAAACAAUAAUAUGGGAAGCACACGUUUCUUCUUGGCGGACUUGGCCAGUCGAACCACAGAGCAGGAUCUGCGAUCACUGUUCCAGGACUACGGCCAUGUGGAGCGCGUCGAGCUAAAAACGAAAGAGCAAAUUAUCGACGCUGGAGAAACGGUGACCAAAGUGAUUGCCUUCGUCACCGUUCAAACCGACGAUGCACAUUAUUGCCUCAAUGAGUUAAACUGGCAGAAGCUGCAUGGCUACAAAUUGAAAGUCUCGUUGGCCAAAGAAUCGUUUCUCGAUCGCUUGAAGCGUGAACGUGACGAAGGGCAGCAGGAUGGACAGCAACAGACGGAUGCACACAAUGAUUACCAGAGCAGCUCCCGGCUGCUGGCACAGAAUACGCAGAACAAACGACGCGUGUUUGGUGAGCACGAGGAGAUUAACGAUGACGAAGUGCCGAUCGAGCUGCUGAUCACCAAGAAACGUGCCGCCAACUCCAUGCACAAUGGCAAAAUUGUCAUACAACAGGAGCAGGAUGUAAAGCCGCUGCACGUCAUUGAACAGCAUAAGAAGCCAGCGAAGCAGAAGAAAGCCAAUCUUGAUGCGAAGGCGACAAUUGCGGACCAGAAACGCAAGGAGUCGUUGAACAAAAUGCAGCAACAGCAUCAGCAAAAGAAAUCCGCCAUACAGAUUGCGCUCUCCUCCGAAGCGGGGCAAGCGAAGCGCAUCAAGUUUAGCGAUGCCGAAGAAGACGAUGACGAAGAGGAGCAACAGAAGCAGAAAAAGCAAACAAAGAUGGAUCUCUUCGAUGAUGAUGAUGAGGAGGAGGAGGACGCGGAAGGCUUUCAGCUGCCUCAGCACAGUGGCAAGAAAGGUGAACGUCUUGUGGAGAUGCAAAGCAAACAGAGUCUCGAUCCCAGAUUCCGGAUAACGUCGAACUUUGUCGCCGACGACGAAAACGAUGAGGAUGAGAAUGAGCACGAGGAUGAGGAACAGCAUGAACCACAAUCAGGGCAAGAGGUGAGUGAACGCAACUGGCAGAUGGGCAUCUUGGAGCAGGUGAUUGGACGUAAGAUCGACACUUCCAAAUCGGAUCCAUCAAAAGCAUCGAAAAACAAGAAAAUGUUGCGCUUUGAUCCAGCCAAAGAGGACCAUCAAAAGCUGCUCAGAACAAAGCCAAAGAAACCCGAAGUUGUCCGCCAACAAUCCACAGAUGAAGCAGUCGAGGAGAGUGCCACAAAUGGGACGGCGCCUGUUUCACAAAGCGCCUUCUAUGUGGUCACCGAUACACUGAAGGAAUCGCUUAAGAUGCGCGGCGAAGGAUUCAGUUUGCUGGACAUGUUUGGCAGCAGUCACGAGGAGGCUGCGGCCGAGCGACAGGAUCAGCUGGAGAAACUCGGUCACGAGAAGAUAUUGGUCAACAGCAAGGCGAACAGCAGCAAGCUUGGCCUGCAAUCUGCGAAUCCCUUCAGCUACGAUUCCUCGGACAGUGAAGAGGAUGAUGAAGUCACUGAAGAGCCGGCGACAGCGUCCAAGGAAAACGAGGCACCUGUUGUUAAGCAGAAGCAAAAGAAGCAACAAAUCCAACUGGAAUCAUUCUUUAUACCCAAGAACGAUGUUCGCUUGAAAGAGGGUGCGAAAUUCUUCAAGUCGAGCAAACCGGAGUUGGAGAAUGAGAACUAUGAUGAGGUCAAGAAGCGGCUGAAGCUGCUCAUUACCAAGAAGAUUGCCAAGACGCAGAAGGCGAUGCCAGGCAGCAAGCCGGCGAAGAAAGGCAAAAAUAAAAAAUAAAUAAGUGAAGUUUA